CAAACUCAUCCCAUGUGAUCAAAUCAUCAGAUAAAAACCCAAACUCAACAUUUCAUUUCAUUUCAUCCAACUCAGAUUGUUCAGUUAUGGAGAUGGUUUCAGCCGCCUCCAAUGGAAGUUCCGCCGGAACCAAGACAAGGGACAUCGACGACCUUCUCGCCGGCGUCGGCUACAAAGUCCGGUCAUCGGAGCUCCGUCAAGUUGCUCAAAAUAUUGAACGCCUGGAGAACGUUAUCGUGAACUCAUCCGCCGACAUUUCUCAACUUGCUUCCGACACCGUCCACUACGACCCCUCCGACAUCGGAUCCUGGGUGGACACUCUUCUCUUCGAGUUCGACCACACCGUAUCCUUACCCUACGAUCUCUCGGACUUACCUGAUCUCGCCGCAGCUCCGCCACAAGGUCACCACAACCACCACCGUCAGUUAACAACCACCGUGGAAGAAGACUCGGGGAUAAGGCUUGUCCACAUGCUGAUGACGUGUGCGGAAUCUCUGCAACUUGGCGACCUCGCAUUCGCUGGCUCUCUCAUCGAGGGCAUGCAGGGUUUGUUGGCACACGUCAACACCAAUUGCGGCAUCGGAAAAGUCGCCGGCUACUUCAUCGACGCCUUGAGCCGCCGUAUCUUCGCGCCGCCGUCGCAGCUUCAAAACAUCAUCUUAGGCUCUCCUUACGAGAACGAUGUUCUGCAUCAUCACUACUACGAGGCUUGCCCCUACCUCAAGUUCGCUCACUUCACCGCAAACCAAGCCAUCCUUGAAUCCUUCAACGGUCACGAUUGCGUCCACGUCAUCGAUUUCAACCUCAUGCAGGGUCUCCAGUGGCCUGCGCUAAUACAAGCCCUCGCGCUUCGUCCUGGUGGGCCCCCCUUGCUCCGGUUGACUGGCAUUGGUCCACCGUCGCCGGACGACCGCGACACGCUCCGGGAAAUCGGGUUGCGGCUUGCCGAGUUGGCUCGCUCCGUCAACGUCAGAUUCGCGUUCCGCGGCGUGGCGGCGUGGCGUCUCGAGGACGUGAAACCGUGGAUGCUUCAGGCGAGUCCUAAGGAAGCGGUGGCGGUUAACUCAAUCUUGCAGCUUCACCGUCUCCUCGGGUCUAAAGCUGAUCCGAUCCAAUCGGGUAUUGAAAUGGUGCUUGGUUGGAUCCGGACUUUGAACCCGAAAAUAAUGACAGUUGUGGAGCAGGAAGCGAACCACAACGAGAACGGGUUCUUGGAGCGGUUCACGGAGGCAUUGCAUUAUUACUCGACCAUUUUUGAUUCGCUGGAGGCGUGUCCGGUCGAACCGGAUAAGGCUAUGGCAGAGGUGUAUCUGCAGAGGGAAAUAUGCAACGUGGUGUGUUGCGAAGGAUCGGCUCGGGUGGAGAGGCAUGAGCCGUUGACUAAGUGGAGGGAACGACUCGGGAAAGCCGGGUUCAGGCCUCUUCAUUUGGGUUCGAACGCGUUCAAGCAAGCAAGCAUGCUUUUGACUCUGUUCUCUGCGGAGGGUUACUGCGUCGAAGAGAACCAAGGUUGCUUGACUUUGGGUUGGCAUAACCGCCCUCUCAUUUCUGCUUCGGCUUGGCAAGCUUUGCCUCCACGAGACAGCGAAACGCUGCGUUUAGAUAGCUGA
This is a messenger RNA of Gastrolobium bilobum, 1610 nucleotides long. RefSeq names its product DELLA protein RGA-like. Gene Ontology annotation, molecular function: sequence-specific DNA binding; DNA-binding transcription factor activity. NCBI's taxonomy places the organism in Eukaryota, Viridiplantae, Streptophyta, Magnoliopsida, Fabales, Fabaceae. The transcript has a single exon. The coding region runs from base 87 to 1610 and encodes 507 amino acids. Gene Ontology annotation, cellular component: nucleus. Gene Ontology annotation, biological process: regulation of DNA-templated transcription. The record is from RefSeq and is a predicted model, not a curated record.